AUGUCUUUGGCAAAUUACUCCAACAUGAACUCUGUCUCCAUUGCAAAUAGCUUAGGAUCUGGUUCACGGGCACCCAUACUUAUUCCUGAAGAGUAUAAUUCGUGGGUUGGCCGUAUGAAUCUUCAUCUUAAUGCUAUAAAUGAAGAUGUCUGGAAGUGUGUAGAAGGAACAUAUGUUACUCCAGAAAAUAUGGCUACUCUUGCUACAAAUCAAGCCACUCAAGUUGAAAUUACAAAAAAGUUGGAACUCCAAGCCAAAAAGGAACUUGUUUCUGGAAUACCUCACAGUAUUCUAAGUCAAAUGGAUGACAUUAUACUGUUAACCGCAAAUCAAAUUUGGGAGAAUUUGAAAAAUCGUUUUUGUGGAAAUAAAAGAAUCAUCGGAAACAAAAGAACAUCUGUUUUGAAUGAAUUUGAUAAUUUCAAAAUUCUUUCAUCAGAAACCAUCCAUGAUGCUCAUGAUAGGUUCAAUUUGAUUAUGGGAAAUCCAGCUAUUCAUACCGAAUCUUUGUACAAUUUGUAUGGAGAACUUCAAUCGUAUGAAUCCUCGAUUGACCCACCAACCAUUGCAGCUUUUGGAGGACCACUUGCACUUGUGUCCACAACUUCUCAAAACCAAACACCUUUCAAUGAUCAAAACUUUAAUCAUUUUAAUCAGACUACAUCUUUUCAAAACCAAGCCUUCCAGUCUGAUUCAAAUGAUGAAGCAGAUUAUCAACAACUAUUCCAACAAAACCAUUCUCAACCUUCCCAACAAGCCCAAACUCAAACACCUGAAAGACUUCCGAUUAAAAGUCAAAAGGAUGAUAGUGAUGAAGAAGUGAUCAUUUGUCACAACUGCAAAGGAACAAAUCACUAUGCCAGAGAAUGUCGAGCCAAAAACAAAACCAAAAUCAAAGACUCAGCAUACUAUGCUCAAAGAGCCGAUGAAUUGAAGAAACUGGAAAACCAAGAAAAGCAAAGAGCAUUGAUGGCAAUCUAUGAACCAAGUGUGGAAUACUGGCCAACUUCUGAUGACGAAGCUGAACACGAACCAACACAAUCAAACUUCUGCUUCGUAGCUGGUGUUGAAAUACCUUCAAGAGCUCCAAACGUCAUAGAACAGCUGACUGAUUCUUUAAAACAAAUCAAUUCUCUUGAAACCGAGAAUAAAAGACUGAUAUGGAAUAUGGAUUCUAUCAAAGUUGCCAGAAAACUAAGUGAUGAUAUUUUCACCAAGGCAAACACCUUGGGAACUGGCAAAAUUGAUACGAAUUAUAGACCAGGAAUUGGAAGAGAAUCCUUUGAAAUUGAACAAGCAAAACAGAAAAACAUGACGAAUUGUGAAAACUCUGAAUCUACUCUACAUAAUCUUUUCACAUCUGUUAAUGAGGAAGAUUCAGAUGACGAAACAGUUAUCAACUGUAGUCCAGAUGAUACUGCUUUCAGUGUUUCCAAAAAGUCUUUCAAAAGAGUUGUAAAUUCUGAAACAGACUCUGCAAGUUCUUUAACUCACCAAAUCAAAAAUACUGAUGGAACCACUAAACUCAAAAACUUUUUGAAUGGAGAAAAUUCCUCUUAUAAGGAUGGUAGUACUUCUAUACCAACUGCUUUUCCUACAAUGACUUCAUCAAUUGUUGGAAAAACUAGUCUGGGACAAAAAUACUCCAAGAAACAACAAACAAGCAAAAAAUCCAUUCAAGUCACCAAAACCCCACUAAUCAAACCAAACCUUUUUGAAAAACAACCAAAGAAACCAAACGUCAUACCUCAUAAACAGGUACUUAAUGCUGGAGAACCCAAUGAUGAUACAUGGUAUAUUGAUAGUGGCUGCUCCAAGCAUAUGACAGGAAACCGGAACUACUUACGUGACUUCAAACCUAUACAAACCAAUCAAGAUGUUACCUUCGGCAACAACAUGAAAGCAAAAAUCAAAGGUUAUGGAAACAUAACAAAUGGUAAUUUUACCAUAAAGAAAGUUGCCUUCGUCGAUGACCUGAAACACAACCUCAUCAGUGUUUCUCAACUGUGUGAUAACAAUCUUGAAGUUCUUUUCACCAAACAACGAAGCUUGAUCAUGGACGCCAAAACCAAAGAUGUUAUAGUUGAUUCUGACCGUGCCGGAAAUAUGUAUCCACUUGACAUGGAUCUUAUCUAUGGUAAACCCGAUAUAUGUCUGCUAUCUAAAGCCCCAGCAGAUAUUAGUUGGUUAUGGCACCGCCGCCUUUCCCAUCUAAACUUUGGGUACAUCAACAAAUUAAUCGGCGAUGAUCUUGUUCGAGGGCUACCACUUCUGAAGCUUGAUAACGAAACUCUUUGUGCCGCAUGUGAAAAAGGAAAACUUUCCAAAUCCACUCACAAAAGCAUCUCAGAAUCUAGUGUGUCCGAACCACUAGAGUUGUUGCACAUAGACCUUUGUGGCCCUGCCAAAACCCAAACCAUUCAAGGGAAGAAGUACAUUCUUGUUGUCGUUGAUGGUUUCUCGCGCUUUACUUGGGUCUUUUUCUUAAGACUAAAAUCAGAAGCACCUGAAGAGAUGAUCAACUUCAUCAAACAAAUCGAGCUGAAGUUGAAACGACCUGUUCGAAGAAUCCGAAGUGAUAAUGGUUUAGAGUCGGACGAAGGAAUUUUCCUUGGUUACUCUUUUUCUUCAGCUGCUUAUCGAGUACUGAAUAAACGUACUAGAGUAAUUGAAGAAAGUACCGAUGUUCAUUUCGAUGAAUUUUAUGUUAGGAAAUUGGAUCGUGAACAUUUUGGUUCAAAAAUGAUUGAAAAUAUUUUUCAAAAUCCAAUUCAACAAACACCUUCUCCUGACAUAGACAUUGAAAUCGAUCUUGAUUUGCUUUUUGAACAACCAAAAACCGCUUACAAUUCUGAACUUCUAACUACUUUAAUUGACCCUACAGGAACACCCAGUGAAGUAAUUCCACAAACAAACCAAAAUGAUGCAAAUCAAUUCGAGGGGGAACCACCAACACAUACUUCCUCUUUGGAACAAACACCAAAUCCUCCUUUAAACACCCGAACCCCAAAUAGCCAAAACAAUCCCGAUGCAUCAUUUAUGGGGGAACCUUCAAACCUAUUCCAAGAUGAAACGCCCGGAGAAGAACAAUGGGAUACUGAAACUCCAAUUAUUAUAGCGGAAGAGAAUCGCUUAAUAAAGUGGACCAGAAAUCAUCCAACAGACCAAAUCAUCGGAGAUCCCAACAUAGGCAUUCAGACUAGAGGCGCAUCCACAAAUGAAUGUUUAUUUGGAGCCUUCUUAUCCACGACCGAACCCAAAACCAUACAUUCUGCUAUAAAAGAUCCAGAUUGGGUAAAAGCUAUGCAAGAAGAGCUAGCAGAAUUUGAAAGAAACGACGUUCAAGAUGGGUAUACAGAAACAAGACUGACGAUCAAGGAAUCAUUUGUCGAAACAAGGCACGUCUUGUAG
Molecule: messenger RNA, 3411 nt
Organism: Lactuca sativa (garden lettuce)
Lineage: Eukaryota; Viridiplantae; Streptophyta; Magnoliopsida; Asterales; Asteraceae
Source: RefSeq, a predicted model, not a curated record